This is a messenger RNA of Medicago truncatula (barrel medic), 1251 nucleotides long. Its product is annotated as vacuolar iron transporter homolog 2. Lineage: Eukaryota; Viridiplantae; Streptophyta; Magnoliopsida; Fabales; Fabaceae. Gene Ontology annotation, biological process: intracellular manganese ion homeostasis. The record is from RefSeq and is a predicted model, not a curated record. The transcript has a single exon. Gene Ontology annotation, molecular function: manganese ion transmembrane transporter activity. Bases 104 to 811 code for a protein of 235 amino acids.
UUAUCCCUAAGAUCUCCAAUUUUUUCUUAUUAAGAAGCUACUUUUACUCUCUCUUUUUUUUCGAGCUUUACCUUGUUUUCUUAAUUUAUUUUUUUUAGUACCAAUGGCCGUUGGUACAAUAUGUGAUUCUGAGUCACUAAACAAAGUAAUCACAAUUCCAAAUCCUACAAAGGAAAUGGAAGAAAAGCAAAUAAAAAUCAAAGAAAAUUGUAAAACUUCAGAUAUUGAUUAUUGGCAAAGGGCUCAAUGGCUUCGCGCAGCCGUAUUAGGAGCUAAUGAUGGAUUAGUUUCUGUUGCUUCACUAAUGAUGGGUGUAGGAGCUGUUAAAACAGACAGUGCAACAAUGUUAGUCGCGGGUUUUGCGGGAUUAAUUGCAGGAGCAUGUGGUAUGGCAAUAGGAGAAUUUGUUUCUGUGUACACACAAUAUGAAGUUGAAAUUGGUCAAAUGAUGAGAGAUUUAGGAACAAGUGAUAGAAAAGAGAAAGAAUUGGAGAUUGAGUUGGAGAAAAGAAGAUCAUUGCCUAAUCCAUUGCAAGCUGCUGCAGCUUCUGCAUUCUCAUUUUCUAUUGGUGGUUUGGUUCCUUUACUUAGUGGUUCAUUUAUAAGAGUUUAUAAGAUUAGGAUUAUUGCGAUUAUGGCAAUAGCUAGUUUGGCUUUGGUUGUGUUUGGAGGUGUUGGUGCUAUGCUUGGUAAAACACCAAAGGUAAAAUCUUCUAUUAGGUUCCUUCUUGGUGGAUGGAUGGCUAUGGCUAUCACUUUUGGGUUAACCAAAUUACUUGCACAUUGUAGUGGUUUGGAUUUGGAAAUUUGAAUGUUGUCCCUCAUUUUUAGUUAAUUGUUUUCUGAGUAAAAGUCUAAAAGGGUCAUUGAGAAAAAAAAUACAAAGACCUAUUUAUUUUUUUAGAAAUGAAAAGUAUUAAUUUGAUCCUCAAAUAUAUUAAAUGUCGGUUAAAUUAGUUUUGAUUGAGAUUAAAAUGUUGUUAAACAUUGUCUUAAUUAAUCAUUAAUUUGACUAUCAUUUGAAACUUUUUGAUGAUCAAAUUGAUGUUUUUCAUUUCCCAUAUGAGAAAUGGGUCUUUUUUUUUCUCUCAAAGACCAAUUUAAAUCUUUACUCUUGCCUUAUAUCAUUCGAAUAACUACUCAUUUAUGUUCAUUGUGAGCUUUGGCGGGCAAACGCUAGGAUGAACUAAUUUGUCAUUUGAUUCAUGUUGGACCAAUAAAAAUAAAGUCAUUUGCAAUUAUUCCAAUUUA